Molecule: messenger RNA, 4383 nt
Organism: Stylonychia lemnae
Lineage: Eukaryota; Ciliophora; Spirotrichea; Sporadotrichida; Oxytrichidae
Source: the annotation of a GenBank genome assembly
AUGGUUACUUACAUUAUUGCGAGCAAGGCUAAGAAUCCAUACUUGGCAGAGGCUCUUGGUGAAUAUUUGUAAAAGAACUGCAACGAUGUGUUUGUGAAGACAGUCAUUAAACAUAAAAAGGAAUGGGCUGAAUUCCUUGAUUCUGUCUGCAGAACAUAUGGCUUUAAGAAAAGAUCAUGCCCUCUUGUCUACACAAUAGAAGGAACAUUGAUUGGAGAUGCUUAAUAGUUUGUUGAGCAUGUUAAAGAUAAAUACUCAAAGGCCAUCGCAAUUACAAAAGACACUCAAAAGAAAAGAACUCAAUAAAACGUUAGCAUGAUUAACGAGUAUAUGAGGAAGAAGAAGGAUGGAUUGACACUUGGAGAAAAAAUUGAACAGCAUUUGAGAGAAAUUAAAACUUCUGGUCUGGUUGAUUUGAUGGAGGCCUUCUUCAAAUAAGAAACUGAUAGAGGUACUCAUUUCCAAGUUAGAAGAUUGGAUCUUAUGCAAGAUAAGAGACAACAUGAUGUGAUCGAUGAAAUAGAAAGGGCUAUUAGGUCUCAAAAAGAAAAGGAAUAAAAAGAGGCUUCAAGAGAUAUGGAUUACGAAGAAUUCCUAGCUAAGUAUAUCGAUCAUAUUGAGGGAAGAGUGGAUGCAGAUUAAAGAUUUGGAAAUAGACCUGUUACUGCUGAUGAUCAAAAUCCAGAAUCAUAACCAAAUCUUGCUAAUGCUAAGGGUUCUGGAGCUCUACAAAAUACUAGCACAAACUAAUUCGAAGAAAAUAAAAAUGAGGAGUCUAAGAUUGAAAACGCCUCAGAAAAAUUAAAUGAUAGCUCUAUCAGCAAAUCCAAAGUCAAAGAGGAUUAAUUAAACAAGAGCAAGGAUUCAAUUUUGUCUAAGGAUGACUAUAAAUAUGAAAUUCCAUAACUUUGCCACAUCACACUUAUGAAAGGUAACUAGAUAGAAAAACUUCAUAGAAAGUACAUAUUAAUGUCACAUCCUUUCCCUAAAAUUGAAGGUGAGAUGAUUAUGUUCUUGCCCGUCAAACAAGAUCAAUUUGAUCCAUAGCUUGUAAUAUUCAGAGACUACUCACUUAGAAAAAGACUACCAACUAAGCCAAAACCUAAGAAGCUGAGUUCUUAUCAAUAGAAAAAACUUGAAACUGAGGACAAAGAAUCAUCUAAACUAAGUUGCUUAGAAAUUGAUCUCAGACAACCCUUAUCAUCGAUUGAUUGGAAAAACUUUGCUUAGGUACUAAAUGAAGUGCAAGGUCUUGGAUUUGUAUCAAUACUUCCUGUGGGAGAGAAAUCAUCUUAACCUGUCUAAAAUCAACUUAUUCAUAUACUUCCAAACUCUAAGAUUCCUUUCCAAAGUCUCCCUCUAGAUUUGUUGAUCACAUCCAAAGUCUAAUAUGUCAAGUUGUAGUAGGAACAAGCUCUUGAGGAAGCAAGACAUAACGGAGGCUAAGUAAAAAGCCCUUAAAAGCACUCAAAGGAUAAAGAUUCUAAGAAAAACGAGAUUCUGAACAUUAUUACAGUUGAUGAGUAUAGAUUCCCUCAUGCAGUCUAUAUCUUCGAGACUAGUUCCUUAAAAGAAGAUCAUCUUAUCAAUGGUUACAAUAAGAUUCAUCAAUUUUUACAAUUAGAUGAUCAUCCAGAAUCAGGAUUAACCAUAAUUGCAACUCCUAAUUGGAUGUUUGUUACCACAAUAACUGGUCCCUACACCAAACAUACAAUUUAUGCUCCAGAUCAAAGAGUAGUACCUGUCUACGCAGACCCAUAUGCUUACUGCGGAAUCUUAAACAUUCAAAACACUCAAAAAGAGUGGCCUGCAACUGCUGGCUUGUCAGAUGAUACUCUCAGCCCCUAUGAAGUUUUAGAAAGAAGUUCUUAGUAUGGAAGACCAGAGCAUGAAGAAAUUCUUACUUAAUUUAAUUCUUAAAUGUCAUAAAAGAAAUAAUCAUUUGUAAAGCGAGAUGAGAACAUAGAUUUGGAGCGAAAGAAGGCUUCUCAAAUCUUGCACUAUCUUAUGGAGAGGAAAUAAGAAUCAGAAUUUAGAGAUCCUUUUGACUUGCUUAGGAAUAUGUAGGAUGUGAUUCAAAUAUAUGAACCUCUAAAGUCUAAUGACAUAAUUUAAGAUCAAAGAAGCUUAACAGUAGAUGAAACUACAAGUUCCAAAAUUAAUUCAGCAAGAUAGAACAUUAAGAGUAAGGUUAAUACACAAUAUCAUUUCUACCCCUAAAAUUAAUAAGAGAAUAUGUCAGCUUCUAAACUGAGAAAAACAAUGCUGCGCAAGCAUUAUCUGAACUAGAGUCAAGAUAAUAAUCAAUUUAAUUAACAAACUGAGUACUCUCAGUUACCUGAGGCCAAUGUUCAACUUCCCUCAAUUAUGAAAAAAUAAAGAACUUUUGAUUAGAAGAAGCUUAUUCAUCCAUAAUCAGGGAAGAGGUCAACAAAAACCUUUUUGAGUAAGCAUGAAGAAAAAGUAUUGGACUUGAGUAAUGUGGCUGAUGCUAUUAUGGCAGCUUAAGAUCCAAAUAAUUUAGAAUUAAAAUAUCAAAAGAUUAAAAAAAUCAAAGAAGAAUUCAAUGAUAUCAAGACAUAGUUUGGUAUACCAACUCCAUAAUACUUUAAUCCUUCAUAAACUUCAUAAUUGAGCUACAUGGGCUCAAGAAGGAAUGAACUGAGAUCUAGAGGGUAGAACUCAACUACAGCUGCUUCUUCGAUUCCAGCUUAAUCAUAGUAAAGAACUGAGAAAAGAGAUUCAUUUCAAGAAUAACCCAAAAAUUUUAUUAUAAGAAAUAGAGUAAUGACUUCUCAAAAUGUAUUUAGACCUGCCAGAUUAUAGAACACUUAACUUCCUCCGAAGGAUAAGACUAUUAUGACUUCUCCACAUUCGAGGUCCGAGCUUAGAAUCACAAAGUUUGCGUAUGGGAGUGCAAAGAAAGAACCACAAAGCACAAAAUAUAACUUGAAUUAAGCUGUUGAAACAGAAAUUACUUUUAAUAAUCACAAAUAAGAUAGCUCAAGACAAGCUCUAGACAAGGAAAAAUUACAAAAUGAAAUAGGAUAGGGUGGAAUCAAAUAGUAAAAUCAAAGUUUAAAGGAAAUCGAUAGGAAUAUAAGAAUCAAACGCAGAAAGCUGAGUAUUAGUUAGAAUCAGAAUAAGGAUUAUAACUAUAAGAUAGAUGGUUCCCUUUGUAUUAGCCAUGAGGGUAAGCUAAGCAAUUUAAAUAAGAUAUCAGGUAUCUUUGGACCAAUAAAUAAUAGUCAUGGUAAGUCUAAAGGAGCCAAUGAAAAUAAGAUCGGCUCAGCUACUAGUGGGUACAGUGGGCUGAAAUAAUACCAAAUUUAGAAAGUUAAUUCAGAAGCCCUUGAGAAGUUUAGUAGACUUUAAACGAAAGAAAGCAUUUAUAAACCUGUUUACAUUUAAAACAAAAGUAAAAAUAGAUCACCUUAGAAGAUAUUUGACUAUUCAGCUAAUAGUUAGAUAUCAUAACAAGUAGAAGCAAGAUCUAGAACUAAAAAUAUGGCUUGCGAUCUUGAAAUAUAGAAAAUGGAUUUACCUUAUAGCAAAAGAAAUGAUUAGUUAGAUGUUCAAUUAAUAUCUUCAAGAAGUUUCUAACAACCAAAAUCAUAAUUCGAGACGGAGGGCUAAAAAUUUUCUACAAUAGGACCUAGUAUUGAAGCUGAUAAGCAAACAAGAAAUUUAGAAGCUAUUUAAGAAGAAGAGACUAAUCUCCUGAGGCUAAAUAUUAAUCAUCAAGCCAAAGUUCAUUAAACUUAAUUUGAUUUUCACAAAACCUAGAUUAAGAAUGAAUAAAAAAAUGAUGUGAAAAAUAAAACUUCUGGAGGACCUUUAUUUGAACAGUACAAAUAGAAUUAAUAAUAAUAAAUUUAAUUGCUAUCAAAGAAAAAGAAAAAGGACUAGAAAAAAUAAGGCAAGAAAUAAGUAAAAUUAACAUUUGAAAGCGUCUAUAUGAGAGAAGCUAUAUUAGCUUUGAUCCAUUCAUAGUCAAAUUAAGUAAAUCCCCUAAAAGUAAAGUAAUAUGCUGCGCUAGGUAAGAAACGAAAAAGUACGAAUUCAAGUCAAAUUCGAACAAAAUCUUCAGUGCUUCGCAGAUAGAAAGAUAUCAACACUACAGUAAUAGAGGGAUAAUAAAACUCACUGCUUAAUGAUGAAACUUUUCCUGAUCUUUACAUUCAACAGUAUGGAGGUUAGUAGAUAAAUUCAGGUGAACUCAUAAUAAACGACCAAAGAAUUUUGUCUCAUAAUUAGUUACUUGAAAAUAGAGAUUCUUAUGAAUUUCAAAAUACUGAAAACUCAGUUAUUCUUUUAAAUGAACCUACUGAGGAGAAUUUAUUUAAUAUUCCUGAUUUCUGUGAGCAAAUCAAUGAUUUAUGA